Molecule: messenger RNA, 537 nt
Organism: Ailuropoda melanoleuca (giant panda)
Lineage: Eukaryota; Metazoa; Chordata; Mammalia; Carnivora; Ursidae
Product: medium-chain specific acyl-CoA dehydrogenase, mitochondrial-like
Exons: 2
Coding region: 84-464 (126 amino acids)
Biological process (GO): medium-chain fatty acid catabolic process
Cellular component (GO): cytoplasm; mitochondrion
Molecular function (GO): medium-chain fatty acyl-CoA dehydrogenase activity
Source: RefSeq, a predicted model, not a curated record
UAAAAUCUUAAAAAAAAAAAAAACUUCAUGCUAGCUCAAAAAUGUUCCUUAAUAUAUAUUAUUUUCCUUAUUAGGAAUUAAAUAUGGGUCAGCGAUGUUCAGAUACAAGAGGAAUUGUCUUUGAGGAUGUGAGAGUGCCUAAAGAAAAUGUUUUAAUUGGUGAGGGAGCUGGUUUCAAAAUUGCAAUGCAAGCUUUUGAUAAAACCAGACCUCCAGUAGCAGCUGGUGCUGUGGGACUAGCACAAAGAGCUUUGGAUGAAGCUACCAAGUAUGCCCUGGAGAGGAAAACUUUUGGAAAGCUGCUCGUAGAGGUAAUUUUAAUACUGACUUGCUGUGUUCCGAUUACACUCAGAUUAAAAUCCAGAGUCUUUACAGUGGACUUCUGUCAGCCACGCUGGCCUUUGUGGUUGUCUUUACCUUUACUCUUCUCCCCCAAAUAUCCACUUCCUCAUUCAUUUCACUAAUGAGUCUACCUUCAUAAUCCAAUGUAAAAUAAUACCUCCCAACAUUCUAUAUACUAAUCCCACUUGGGUUUUU